This is a messenger RNA of Dermacentor andersoni, 16471 nucleotides long. RefSeq lists its product as uncharacterized. The record is from RefSeq and is a predicted model, not a curated record. NCBI's taxonomy places the organism in Eukaryota, Metazoa, Arthropoda, Arachnida, Ixodida, Ixodidae.
CGGACGCGGAGAAGCGCUGGUAGCGGCAACAGUGCUGCUCCGUGAAGCGCCUAAGAGUCGCGCAGUGCGCAUGCGCGGGGAGAGCUCGGGUCGCGCAGGGGGAGGAUGGUGGUCGGACCAAGCUGACGGCCAGGCUCGAAAGGCAUGCCGCCCAAAUACGACAGGAGAGCACAGACGCAGCGCACCGAAAGCCGGUCCAACCUUGUUGGCAAGUUCACGACAUCCGUAAAGAAGUUUGUCCAAGAUGUUGAGUUCGGCCUGAACGAGAACGAAUGGCGUUGCCUUGCAGACCACACCCGCGAAGGCGCGGUCCAGACGAGUGAAAGGCUCUUCAUGGCCGAACAGAAGGUCAGCGAGUCCUAUCAGACGGUCAAGUGCGCCCUGAUCAAGCUGCAUGAACGGUACGAGGCCUCCAAGGCGGAGCGGAACAUCGUCCACCGCUACGCCCUCUUCAAGGCGAUGGUGAAGGAUGUGACCUGCCUGGACACGCAGUACUGGGUACUGCUGGACCUUCCCCGUCAGGAGAAGCAGGAACAGGUGAACGCGUACGUGCUGCGCGCCUGCGCCACGCUCGAGAAGGCGUCCGAGUCGAGGACGCAAGACGCCGCCGCCAGGGCCACCGCAGACGAGGAGGCCCGUGAACGCAAACAGAGGCUCGACGGUAUGACAGUGCAAGAGAUCGAGGAGGAGAACGCGCAAACCAUCAACGACCUAUACCGCCUGCUGAAGAAGUACAGCAACCUCCGGGGCAUCGUGCAUGGGCUGCAGAUUGCCUACACGGACGCUAAGGUGUACCCUUUCAUACCGCGCUACAACAUGCUCAAGGAUAUGAUCAAGUGCGUGCUCCGGGACCCGAGCUACAUGGAGGUCUGCCACGAAGACAUCUCCCGGACCUAGUGGCGCCUUGCUGCUGGUUGCAUCAGCCUAUCGCUGCUGCCGCGCUGUCGCUUCUGUAACCACAGCGCCGCGCGAAACGGACCGCGGCACCGGACGCAGCGAGCGGCCACGACGCUCGCCGCGCCGCAGGGCCGCUGUCGCGCUUCUGUGACGCACUCCCCGCCUUUCGGCCUAAAGAAAAUGAUAGCCACACGAGCUAUCACUAAGUCAGCACCUUUCUUUCCCCUCAAACUCGGCUCUAUCUUAACGCUUGCUGUUUGUUUUGCAAUCAACAUUGCCAAGGAACGCAUGCGAAAAAAAAAAAAAGGGCUCCCACAUAUGGCUGUCCCCUUAGCUUAGUGGUAUCUGGGCAUGCACUGAGCGCACGCAGAGCGCGUGUCACUGUGUCGUUAGCCGUCGGUAACAUGACGUCAUUCAUGUCCGCACUACAAGCGCAUCAUCACCUUCGGUGACGCGUCAUGUCAGAGACACGGGCUCACUGCAACGCUCACAUGUGCGCACUUACAGACUUAAUUGCUCGACUGGCAAGUAACCGUUCCCAAACCACUUUUAUUUUGUUGCUGCAAACACGCUUGAUUCGCAGGUUCCUCUCCCCUUGCUUCUGUUAUAGCGGUAACGUCGUUAGCUUAGUGGCCGCGGCACCGAUGUAUACGAGCGGCGCCAGAUUUACUGGGUAUAGAUCUUGUCGACGUGCGUCCAUGUCGUUUCUCGGUGCAAAGGUGAAAAACUGCCUCACGACCAAAGAGGCGCACACCUGAUUCGUCGUUACCGCGGUCAUUAAGACGCCCAUUAGCGACCGAGUACGCCCUUUUCUCCCCUCCACCGCUCCUCCCCCACCAAGGAGCCGCCAUCUCGUUUCUUCCCCCCAUCGACGGCUUACCACCGCUCGGGUGACGACGAGUCAGCCGAAUGAACUCGGCGUCUGGAAAAACUUCCUCGCCUGUCUGUGAACUCACUUACUGCAUAUAUGGUGCCGCUUGACGUACACAUACAAACACGAAAACUCACUGUCGCUCCAGCGGUUCUCAGCAACGAUGAGCUUACGCGUCCUGUGUAUUGCGCGCAAAUUAACUUACUCGAGGGCCAAUUUUAGCGUACCUUGUGCACGCAACCAGUUUGCCACGGGCAUAUUCAACUUCGGUAUAGCCGUAUAUUGCACGCCGAUGAGGAGAGAGAAAACCCGAACGCGGAGACAAAGGAAUACGCGCCACGCGCAGAAGACGACGUCGUGCGUCUUUUUUCCCCGCACCUCCCCCGCAGUUACACACGAGGUGUUCGGCCUGCAUGCGUGGAGCCGUGCCCUGGGCGAACUGGUUGGAACGGCGUGCUCUCGGGAGUCGCGAAGCGACUGCGUUGUCUUGUCGCGCACGCCUGCGCGAUGUUGCUUGACUGCCGCUGCAUGUUUCUGAGGGCAGGAUCCUUUUUUCCCGGGCUACAUUUUCCUGUGGUCUGCGGGAAGACAGAAAAGGCGCGCUGACGUCUUGUAGAGACGCUACGGCGAGGCCAUGUGUACUAUAAAAACACGCGGCGUCACUGAGAGAGACAGACGUCGGCAACCUUCUGCAGAAGCGGGCCGGGUUCCCUCGAAGGCGUCAGAUAGAGGCCGGGCAGUGAACCGAAUGCUCAUGAAAGAACAAAAACAAAAGGGUUUAGAUUUCAGCAUUCGCGUCCAGGCAGCAUGGGACAGACGCCAGAAAGUGGCAUUCCCUGCAUUUGGCUAAACGGUAGUCAAGAAAAAAAAAAAGAAAAAAAAAUGCCAGUUAUCCACGUAGCAGGACACUGCUACGCGACGUGCUGUUGGACAUGCUGGGCGUGUUGGAUUGUUGUGACGUGCUGUUAGGAUAUCAGUGAAGUUGGAACGUGUGCGAGCGAGAUUGGUGGAUGGACAAUGCCAAAAGGGAACGACUCUGUUUACAUCGCAAUUCGAAGCUAAUGGUGCUGUCAGCCAUUAGAUGGAAUAAUAAAGCGUACGGGGGGGGGGGGGGGAUGGAAUGGAGAACAUUUUUCUCGAGUUGUGUAGCAUGAGUGGAGCGACAGUGCCUGGAGGGCAAGAUCCGGCCAAGCCUGCAAGCCGCUGGUUGUCGACCUCUUUGCUAGGCCACCUAAACUGCGUUUGUUGUACAAAUUCGAACGUUCCAUACGAGUGAGUUCAUUUUUGGAACUGUAAGCGGUCUAACUAGUUGCACUUUAUAGGCACGCGUGACUAAAUUUAUGGCACAUCAGGUUCUCAAAAGAAAAGCUCGUAGAACCGCGAUAGUCCCACACCUAUAAUCGUAGAGUGACGUCGGAUUGAAAUGGGUGCUCCAACCACGCGGAAACAUUUUACCUGCUAUAGUCUUAGCGACUAGCGUCUGUGCUGCCGCUGCUGUAGUUACCAGUACAACGCAAGAAAAAGAAAUAUGUUUAGCUGUUUGCCGUUAGUCUACUGCAUUGGAUCCACUUUGAAUCGAUCACGUAGAAGUCGCGUUGUUGGCAUUAGCUACACUGCAUAUAACGGGUUUGUUGUUGUUUUUCUUUCUCGAACGAUGUGUAUGUAUACGGUGCAGAGAGACGAAGAGCUGUUCUCGUUCCUCUCUAUGAAUGCUAUCUGUGUGUCGUGCAUACAUAUCACAAGGUGUCAACGAGCGCUGUUUUAAAAAGAAGAGCGCAGUUUGCAUGGCAUGCCUUGUCACGCUGUUUGUAUACAUACAUUGAUGUCUCCAUGUGAUACCGGGCUUACAAGGCUUCUUGUAACAUAUGUGUUCGCCGGUGUGCCGGAUUGUGAUUUUUGUAAUCGUUGCACGUUGAACUAGGGACAUGGCUGAGCAACCCCUUGGGCCGCCGCGUAUCUUAUGGCACAUGCAAGGCGCGCGCGCGCGCCUCUGGCCACUCGGGCCUUGCGAAACACACGAAGAGGCGGAAACAGAACAUGACAUACUUUAACACACACCACACACUGCGGUACCACAUCCCCUCAUUGUUCUGCACUCGACAGAAUUCACUAUUACCAGGUGCUCUUAUUUUCUGUUGUUGUUGUUGUUGGUUUCGCCGUUCUUUCCUCAAAGGUCAGCAAGCCCAAAACGCAGGCAUCUUCGUUGGUUCACUAUUAAAGGGCCCUUCACCAGGUUUGCCCAUUUUGAGGUGACAAGCGCAGUGCAUACAAUGUGCGCUAACGAUCGUGUCUGCUAAGUAUUACAUCCCUACACGCCGCGGAAAGAGCCUAAAUUUCAAGCCAGACGACGUUUGCCCUUUCUCAUCGCGUGCGCCGCGCUCCCAGCCAGAGAGUCAACGUCAAGCGCGCAAGUGCGCCUACGUACAUGGCCGUGCUGUGACGUCACUCGUAGGGACACGUGAUUUCGAUAAUUAUUCAAGGCAGCAUCAGUUAUUUGUUUAAUCUGUUGCUUCAAUAGACGAAUUAAAGUUGAGAUACAUAACAAAACAUACAAACAUUACCUCUGCAUGUUUUUGUCUUCGUACCGUAGCAAGAAAGAUGUACAUUCGACCGAUUCUUUAACAGUACCGCUCGAGCGUCCACUAGCCGGCCGGUCAGCGCCUUUUAACGGCGCGAGGCGAUGGGAUCGUCGAGGACUUGAUCUCUUGCGGCUCUCUCUUGCUCGAGCUGAUAUCGUCGCAUCGCGCCGUUAGAAGGCGUUCAUUGGCCGGCCAAUCGAGGCUCGCGUGGUACUGUUAAACAAACGGCCGACUUUACUUCCGUUUCGUCUGAUUGUUCUCACUUCGUGCAGUAGCGCACAGGGAACGAAAUUGUCAUUUUUUUUUUUUUUACCGUGUUACAGCGCCGCAGUCGUGCUCUUCCAUCCUCUUGCGUCUGCUCAGUGUUCGUGAUUGUGACACUGACUUGUACCGCUAAUCAGGUGUUCUCGUGCAGCGCCCGCAAAAUCGUCCGUUGCGCGAAACGAGACAAACAGCUCGCGCGCGAAACCGUCACUGGAAGUGCGCCACUCAGUAAAAGCGCGCGCGAGAGAGAGAAAGAAAAAAAUGAGCGACCAGUGACGCAUUCGUCACGCGACCCUCCGUCUUUUUUUUUUUAAUUAUGGGGUUUUACGUGCCAAAACCACUUUCUGAUUAUGAGGCACGCCGUAGUGGAGGACUCCGGAAAUUUCGACCACCUGGGGUUCUUUAACAUGCACCUAAAUCUAAGUACACGGGUGUUUUCGCAUUUCGCCCCCAUCGAAAUGUGGCCGCCAUGGCCGGGAUUCGAUCCCGCGACCUCGUGCUCAGCAGCCUAACACCAUAGCCACUGAGCAACCACGGCGGGUGACCCUCCGGUUUCGGUAUGGGAGAACGCAGGGAGGGAAUUUCGCUUGCGGAGGCUAGACGGGGAUAGUGGAGAGAGUGUCCUUGAUGGCGGUGACGCUCGCCUCCUGAAAUCAUGGGUGCGCGGCACUUCAAAUAUUUCUGUCUCUGCUAUUAAUGAACUAAUCUGAAAAAUUCUUGCUGUAGAACACCCCUUAGAGAUCGCGUAACGACUUUCAGCGCAUAACCAAAAUUUCCUAUGUGGCCUGGUGAGGGGUCCGUCAAGGCAUGCUGCUUGUCUAGACCUCGAGUUGUUUUAAAUUAAAAAAGGUUUAUCGCUCCAAGCAAUUCAGUGGAAGUCAGUGUAUCGCGCUUUGCGAGGAUUUUCGUAGGAACGUUAUGCUUUAAGGCGUAACUUUGGCGCAGUUGGAAACGUGAAUAUGAGCGGUGGUGCUGGAUUUUUUUCUUCGAGGCCCAUUGUGCACGCGCUGAGUGUAAAUAUACACACACGUUCGCAACCCCCGUCAGUCCAAAAUACAACACAUACAUUGAAACGCUGCCUUAAUAUUGUUUCCUUUUCGAUGACAUUCCUAGUCUUGAUUUUGACAAAAAGCUUGAACGUUAUUUUCUUACUCUCACAGCUAUGGGCUACAGGUGCUGUGACUUUCUACGUCUUCACCGUUCCGAUGCAGUGGUCUUCGCCGGCGAUGUGGACGGCCUUCACUUAUACGAACGUCUCUGUUGAGCUUUCUUGGUGGAAUACCGAAACGAGAGAGUCGGCCAACGACACGCGAGGCGGAACCAACGGGAACCGGAGAGUCCGUGCAGUGUAGAUUGACUCGCCAACCGGCAUUGGUCCGGACAACGCAGAACCGAGUUUUGCCCCCCGCUCUCGGAGUCACCGGCUCACGUAAUUCAAUUGAGACUCAAUCGACAAGAUGGCCGGUUAUUUUUUUCUCCAACCCAGUUCGAUCGGUGCCUCAACAGACUGCCGUCAUGAACGACGUACGCGAAAGAGGUGAGGCGGAGUGGGAGGGCACCUUGUUUAGAGCCAAGGUUAAUUGUGCCCUCGCGCGCUCAACGGAACAACGAGAAAGCGGCUCCCCCGCGUCAGCCGCGCUCGGCUGUUCGUGGGGCGCCAGCCAGCGCCCCUGUCAUCGCCAAGGGCGACGCAGAAGUCGAGGCGCGCACGCCGCCGCCACCGCUAAACGGAGCCCGGAAGGCCCGUCGUCGAAUCGCAGGGAGACAACGACCGCCGCUGGAAAAAGAAAGGGCCUGUUGACACGCCGUCGGCGAACGCCUAAUGGCGAUCAGCGACGUGUGUUCGCAGGCGCGCGAUCGCUACGGUUUCCGAAGGACGGAACGCCCUUAGCAAAUACUGCAUCAACGCCGCUGCACGUCCACUGAACUGCACACAAAGAAAUGGACACACUGCCGAGCACGCGCGGUACCAGCUCCCGUUUGUGUACAGUGCGAGUCGGUUAACGACAAUAUUUGCUCUGUGCACACAGCUAGGACACGAUUCCUGCAUUGUCAAGCGCGUUCACUAUCUGGCCAAACUUCAGCUCGCAAAACGGCUACUACAGCCUUGAACGCUUCAGUGCUGCUGUUACGUCCAUCAUGCUGCUUGCAACCGAAGCGUCGCCUUUGCAUUAUGGUAGUGCAUCUGUCCGCACUUAUGAGAUUUUACGACGCCAUAAGGAGCGCAGAAAACGAGACGUCGGCUGUGCAGAAAACGUGCUCUGGUGGAUAUUCUGCAUGCACAGAUGAAUGAAAAACGAGCUUGUGUGAAUAUUAUAGUUCAAGAAAUCGGUGCGCUGUUCUGGAGGUGUUUUCUUGGUGACAGUCGAGAAACCACUAACGACGGGCCGUAAGUUAGCCGUGGGCGCAGCCUGUAAAAAUCACUUUUUCGCAGUGUUACGCGCCGAGCACGUUGGCCUGCUGCCACAAAGGUCGCAGCAACGAAGUAACUCGACUUUUCCCUUCCGUAGUCAUCGCUACCAUCAACCAAGCGUUCUCAAGACAACGCCGUUGCGCAUUUUAAGAGAGGCAAAGCAAUCAGUUUGAGGCCUCGCCGAUAAUUUUAAAAAUUUAGAAAGCUACUGAGCAAAAGUAGUUUUGUCGUCAAUUUAUUUGGCGCCAUAAUUCUCGAAGAUUAAUUAGUUCCCAACUUGAAAAAAAGCAAGAAUUAAGAACUCACAGUAAGACCCUUAUGAUGAUUGUUCUUGUUUGUUUGUUUGUUUGUUUGAAGCCCAAACCCCGUGUGAGCGAUUUUGUACCCGAUGGCGUUGAUCAACGGCUUUGAGCGACGAAACGGGCCGUCGCGCGACCAGAUCGCUCGUUCUUGUCGCUCGAUUCUGGAAAUCUACAGAACUCGUCGCUCAUCGCCCAGAAGUGCUAUGUGCGACUAGCCAAUUGCGCGAAGUCGGAACUGGAUGUAUAUCAGUCAAGUACUACCGAUUGUCCCACGGAAUGAGCAAACGACUAUAUUUUGAUAACCGCAAGGAUAAGAACCUACUGCAAGACCUUCAGAAAUAUUUUGUGCUGCUCUGUACAGUAAAACACGUCAACUUAAGUUAAUCAAGCACGCGUCAGGCCAAUUUUGUCACGAAUUUGCUGCCCUCAUACCGGCAACAUCGGGGAGACGUCGCUCAAAGUCGUAGCUCGCGUGGGGUACGACUUGUAGGCAACAAGCGAACGCGACAGUCAUCUCCAUCGCGUCGCUUGUCGCCGUCGCGCGCAAGGUCGCUUGCAUAGGGUUUACACUUAAAUUGGAGACGUAAUCACGCGCAUAUUGAGUGGAGAUAGCUUGCAUGUCUUCAUGCGACGAAUGAAACUUGACUUGGGAUGUUCUUGUGAGCGCGGCAGUAUAGAAUACUGGAUCGUAUAAGUUCACUUACGAGAGAGUUUCCACACCGUUUUAUACUAUGCUCGCGAAAUCGAUCGCAACGUACCGUUAAUUUGUCUGUGAUUCAGCGCACGUGCUCAUAAGACACACUGUCACACGUAACAGCUCACACUUGAGAAAGUCAGCACAGCCAAUGAAUUUCAUACAUAAUCAACAUGCCGGCACAUGAAGACAGCACAUACAGACAUCGAUAUUGGUUGUUGACAACGCUAGUUGUGUUAUGUAUACUCUUUCAAUAGUGUAAUCUCCUAGAUGUGUGUUCUCGCAUAGCAGCUUAGUAUGGAUAGCUUUAGUGUGCACGUGCAAUUACUCUUCGUCUUGGUGUCCUAUGUUCAAUGUGUUCCAGCGAAUACGUGUAGUGCUCGUCCACGUAGAUGUUGCUUUCCGGCAGUUGUUGGCUUUCUUUAAGACUACAUGUUAAAUAGUCAGUAUUGCUCUCAUAGUAACCCCUGUGAGCCUGUAACAUUUAUUGCGCUAUAUAAAGGCCUGCCUUAAGUUAUAUAGAGAAAAAAAUAUAAACAAAAAAGACACGGCAUUCCCUCUACCCGAAGAACAGACAAGGAAAAUCCCUCUCAAACUGAGAUGCCUUACGUGAAUAAAAGCCGAACAAACUUGGAAGGAAAAUGAUUGGGGUUUCACGAAUGCGUCGCAUUACGUUCGAACUUGUGCCUGACGUUUUACUGUCCAUAACGUGUCGUACAAGCCUUGUCGCCGUCUUCGAGGGUUGCCUUUCUUGAAUUUUUUAGCGGCUACUAACCCCGUUUCGUUCGGCGGCGUUUUUCGCGUUCGACGUGUUUUUGGCCAGCGUCUCCUGUGCGCGCAUACCUCGCGUUCAACCACCGCCCCCGUUUUAUUUCUCCUCCACCUCAACGAUUAUUGGCGCGCUCCCAACGCAAUGCACGGCGGUGCUGAGGAUGGCGCUUCCUCGCACGCCAUAUCACCUUGCCAUCCGCGUGGCGCCGAGCAACUAUACACUUAGCCGCACUGCUUAACGGCCACGCACGUGUGAACAUGGACCACGUUGCGCUCAGAGAGAGCCUAGCGUUUCCGCAUGUAAGCGAGAGCCGGAGGCCAGCCAGCAGGCAUCAGGUCGCUGGCAGCUCCGCCCAAUUUUUUUUUUCCGAGCUUCCUCGGAGACGUUCAAGCAUAACAUACGGAUACUGUCGAGAGGCAGCAGCUACGACAUCGUUCGUUUACUUUAUUUGCUGAAGUAACGAUUACGGAAGGAAACUUCGCCGUCGUUACAGCGCUACAGCUAAAUAUUAAGCUCACACAUACGCAGAUUAGGACUAGUUGAAGCUCGGCCAAUCGAAGAGGCCACACGAUGUCGCGCAGAGGUUGAAAAUGUGCAUCUGCGCACGAGCCCGCCAUUCGGUUUUCAGUUUAUGCACGUGUCUGUGGGUUCAAUUACUCGCUACAUGCCAGCCUGGCGUUAACAAAAGCUCAGAGCGGAGGAAGCUGCGACGGGAAACUGAAGCGCGCGCUACAAUUUGUUGUGUGCGUUGGCGAGUUCUUAGAGGAAAGUGGCCCCAAGCAUGGGCGCUCGUUCGCUGGUAGAUUGCCAGCUAGCCCGCACCGGCUGCUUGCGGUCCGGUCCCUGCUCGCGUGUAUGCGCAUCCAUCGUGCGCCGAAGAUGCUUUGUGUGUACACUGUCGGCGCUACGGCAGGCGUUCUGCGCAUGCUUCGUGCUGCUUUCUGGGAAGCUUGCCUACGUUUUCUUUUAAAUUAUUUUUUCUCAGGCAAGCGGAAUUGCAGAGAGAGAGAGACAUUGACGAUGUGAAAGCGAGACGACUCUUCUCUAGAACAAAUUCUUAGCUACAUACACGAGGCAAUAAAUAAACAGCGAAGAAAGGCCGCAAGGCGUUCACGCUCUCUCGAGGAGGCGCCCCCAAACGUUGGAAUGCGCGGGCGGUCAGCGCUACAAGCACUCACAAGCAUAGCAGCGGGCUCGCUGAGUGAUCGACACGGUUAUUGCAACCGUAGCGCAGCGAAAUCGCUCGCGCAGCUUGGAUCAACACGCCAGCGCAUGCACGGUAUUGUCGCAGAGUAAUAAUUCGGACGCAGCUGCAUGGGCGUCGCUAAAAUACUGGCAACAUUGCUUCGUGUACAGAGUACAUCUAUAGAGACUGUAAUACAGCUCUUAGUAAUAAAUGCUUUGUCGACAUACUUGCAACCUUUGGGGUGUUUAAAAAUACAAACACAGCUCGAGAAAUAUGAAGGAUUAAUCAAAUUAGUGCACAUAUUUCGCCCAAACAAAGGUAACGUUGAUUGGCGAGAUAAACGACAUUUACUCAAGUGUUGCACGUAUACAAAACAACUAUUCUCAAAGGCCUUGACUUUAUUAUAGUUUGUGGUCAUAUAUGUCAAAACACUUCCCAGAAUUUCAUGAGCACAAAACAUAUGUACUCGCUGUACUCGCCUUCGUCCAUGUUUCGGUUAGCGAGCCUCGCCUGAUUAGGUUCUGUGGCCUUCCUCGUCUUCUAGAACGCUGUAUUUACGCUCUUCCCAUUCUUAUUUUUCUUCUAACCUUGCGCUCUUUGUUGGACGUAGUUAACAUGAUGAGUAGUUAUGAAUCGCUUUGUUCUUCGCAACCAGCUCAGCUUUCCUUCGUCAGUUAUCUAAAUUUGGCACCUGCACUGAGCGCCUCGUUUAUUUACUAUAGCAGCUUCAGCUCCCAACUUUUACGCUCACAAGCCGAGCUAGCAUGGCGGUGCCGAGGCCGAACUCCGCCUAUUUUCAGCCUUCCCAAGUUGCCACAGAAAAUCACUGUUUCUAGAAGGUGAAAGCCAAUGUCUAUCUCUUUCCAUGAGGACAGAAUUAGUCUGGCCCUGCGGCAAGUUUGAGUGUUAGCUUCUCCUGCUGUCGAUCUGUAGUGAGGAUGCCUUGAUGCGCGAUUUAAAAAGUAGUUAAAAGAGCGCGAAAACUUUGGUCGCUGUCAGCAUCUACUGCUAUCACAAUACUCGUGAUAUUCAGAGCCUCCACCAACAGUCGCCUGAAUUAAGAGGCACCGUUUUAACUUCUUGUUCACACCACCGCCCCCACCCUCUUCUUUUUUUUUACUCUUCUUUUAUCCUGCUAGUACCCCCCCCCCCCUCCCACGGGUGGCCUGCGUCAAAUGUUAAAGUUCAGAUUCCUUUAGACGAACUAAGUGGUCGCUGCAAAGCUCGAUACAUUAUUUGGCACCAAAUGAUAAUAAAAUUAGUAGCUAUGUUUGGCUACUCUACGAGAACAACGUGCGCCAUGCGGCAUACGAUGAGUUUCACUGCAUUGUGCUGAAAAGUAAAUAUAUGUUGUGUGUGAUACAGUUUACUCUCGUGCUCUUACGUUAAAUUCGUCAAUGUGGCGCUGAUACGUUGUGUAUGAUGCGUACAUCGAAAAAAAAAAGGAAAACUUUUCUCGCAGGGUCACAACGAAUAACAUUCAAUGACACAGUCACGAGCACACAGCUACAGUGCUGACUUUCAAAGUCAGCCUGACAAUGCUUCUACAACAUCGAAGUCACAUUUGUAUACGUUUGUUUGUAUCGCGCGCGACAACAUCAGCAGCCGCGGGUUUGUAUUUCGUUCCAUUUGACGGCCGGCGAUCUCUGCAUGUUAGACAAAUGUGGUGUCGAGUGCCGCAUAAGGGUGCUCUCGCAACUGUCCUUCUUCAAGUACAGGAAAACCGUCACCUGUACAUCCUCUUUCGCAGAUACCAGCGAAACUUGAUGCGAUCCUCCCUUUUACUUUUUAUCAGUGUGCAACAUGAGCAUAACUCGACGGUGGAAGAACCUGACGCGAACUUUCAGCACGAUCCUGGUGACGUACACUCUAUAGAAGGUUUGUGAACGGUGCCGAGAAAGCGUACGAGCUAGUGCAAAAUGCUCUCAGCUUGCGAUUCCCUGUUUCACGGCAUUAGGCACGUUGCUUUACUUGAGCUUUGUUUCAAAUUAUGAAGUUUAUUUUAACGUAGUUAGCUCUGACCUUUUCGGACUGACUUUAAUUAGUAGUUUGGUUUAGCUUGAUUUAGCAAAAUUGUAGUUUCACCUCACCUUUUUUUUUCUGCCUUGUGUUUCUCUUUUAUGACGUCGGGAUCCGAGAAAUCAGUGUCUCUAGUUUGUUUUUCAGAAAACGCAUUCUCAUCACGCAGAAAGAGCCCUUGCAUAACGGCAAGUACAAUCUUCUAUUUCUUUAAGACAAAUGUAUGCGCUGGGAAUUGUGCGGUGUGUUCGACUGUUCUCUCUCUGGUGCCACCUUUGAAUUUGGGCACUUCUACCGACGCGUGUCUCACCCUCCGAAAAGCCCAUCGCUAUGCCCAUCCCGUCACAACACCUCACCCAUAAUCCGCAGCGCAUUUCGCCACCCAUCGCACAGCGCACGAGCAACGGGUGGGCCUCCUCUAUGCGACAUCCACGCGCCGGCAUCAACUUAAGUUUACCGCGGAGGAUAAACGUCGCUGCACGAGUUCGCCGAGCAGACGCCGAUAAACAAAUUAAGAAUAGGCACUAACGAAACAUUUUACCUAUACUGAUUACCAAACCGCAGUCGAUCAAAUCGUAUAUUAAGCGGCUGUCCGGACUUGCAGAAAACUUAUAUAAAAGAACAAGAGCGCGCAUUCUGCCCUAGACGGUUGUCUUGCAUCAUUCCCACUGCGGACUUGAAGCCACGCCAGACAUGCACAAGUGACAAGUCCCUUGAUCACAGCGGUCUCUCAGCGCAGCUGGCCGGGUUUACUUGCCUUCUCGUUUUCGGCUGAGAACGUCUAUUUUUCUUUCUUUCUUUUUUUCCUUCUUCGGCACCCAUUAUGUUUGGGUCGGCGUUACUUGUCAAUACGGAAACUCUCUUUAGACAACCGUGAACAGGCUCGUUAACGCGACUUUGACUGUUUCAUUAGUAAAAAAUACAACGCUAAUAAAGCAUUAGUCGAUUGAUCGCAAGCUCAAUCGGUCUGUCGUCCUGGCCUACCAAAUACAUAUUGCUAGAUGUAUUACAUAUCAUACGUGUUAAUAUAUGGGAAGAAAAAAAAUGUACUCGUUUUGCAUAGUGAGUGCCGGGAAGAGUUUUUCGGCGUACCUAGGUCUACAUUUGAAAUGCGCGACCAAGGAAGGAGAACGCCGAAACGCGGCAGCUGUAGGAAAACCCUGCAGCUGGUGGAAGCGUGCGCGUGCAAUUGACGACCACGGCCACGCUUUUUUUUUUUUUGAACCAAGGAACGCCUGUUAUGCAACACCUUUAUUGCAUUAAACAACCUCCUGAUCACUAAGCGGGAACAGCAGUCUGGCAUUAUUUAUUUUUUAUUCUCGUUCGUGAUGCGGGGAGACAGCACACGACACCGUGUUCAUUCGUCCUCGUAUCGUCUACCAUAAAACCUAAACUCUGCACCAGACCGAAUACAGUGCUUUCAGCGUUAAGCUUGCUCAUUUGCGCUCCGACCUUCUGCGUACGAGUGUGCGUGUUUGUGUAGUCAGCAAAUAUCGUUUGCACGUGGGCAGCUAGGCGUCACUCGCUGCUGUGGUGUCCUUUACUGCUAAUUUAUUAUCUUAUGACACGUUAUGACUCAGCGCGAAAGAACUGCGAACACACACACACACACACACAUAUGCACACACAUACAGACACACAAAAGGUUCUUACAUUGAAAUAAAAACGAAGAGCAAGCGACGUACUAUCGUGAGCAAUAUGAGCGGGGACACGCGAACGCGGGGCAAACAGCCUCGAAACCGAAUUGGAGCGAUACGCGGAUGGCGCUGUCGAAAACAGAGGGGAAAGAGGGACGCACUUCCGCUAACUGUUAGCACUCCCACCACGCCUACGUUUGUCGAAAACGGCAGCUUACGGCAUUUCACUCGCCUCCGAUAGCCGGUAAAACGGUUACGUGCACCGUGACCUACAGCGAGUCCUUUUAUUUCAGUCAUGCUUUCUUUUUCUGAGGCGUAGCGUUCCUGCGUCUAGCGCAAGGUAUAUUCAGAUGCACCCCCAUAGGACCUGAUGCAUAUCCUAUGGAGCGCAUCGUGUCGUGCGUUCCAGACAGCCGGACAGAUUUCCCAGGGAAGUAGCUCUCGAAUGUUUACGCUUCAAAACAUUGCUGCUAUUGGCCACGCUUCGUUGCACAAAGUUAUCAGCAACCGCAAUAUCAAACAGAUUUAUUAAUGUGCGCUUGCGAUGCGAAGUUCCGCACCUUGUACAAUGUGACGCACGGCAAGAGUGCCAACAGUUAUUAGAACACCGUCCAUCUUUCCACUUUGUUUCCAACGGCGGCCGCCACGUAUCGCCCAGGGUUCGAGGCGAUAGCUAACUGGCGUUCCCGUGUUCCCCCUCAUAUUGCUCACGAUAGUACAUGCUGCUAAGAAAGAUGCAACGUCAUAUGCUAUUCUUCGCGAGCACAGGUUGUGUGCACAAUCGCAAAGAGUGACGCCAAUCGUCGGCAAUGACAGCGUGGCGACUGGCCUGUGGUUUAUCAUUUUGCCGCCGCUACUGGCGACUUUCUGCGCAGUUCGUGAAUAAUACAGAGCCUUAACCUGUAAGCGUUGCUCUCACAAACCUUAUUUGCGAAUUCUCCGCAGUCAUAUUCGCUCUGGCGUGACAGCACCGAGUGCUAGUCGAGAUUGCCGCUGCGGAGAUGGUUUUCGCCUGUCAUCCCCUUCUUAUGGAGGAGUUGACCAAGCACUGAGUUCCACGCGUCAUUCAAGGCUAAUAUGUUCGAGCCCAGCGUUUUAUAUUGACCAACCAGUGAUACCAUGCUUGCUUUUAUGGUGUGUCAAGGGGUGAAUAAAAGUAUCGCGAUACAAUUCAAGAACUUAAGAACGCCAGCGAGAGUUUCGCUCUGUUAAGAGCAACUACUCUGUCAGGACAGGGCUAACUAUAGCCCCACAUUAUGGGUGACUCAAAAUUACACUUUCCUGAAAAGAUUUCGAUUCGAGUCGUCGACAAUGCAAGCUUACAAAUUGUACAAGGACGCGAAUAAUAAUCAGAAAUGGUCGAAACGCAACUGAGACGCCGAAACUUACCCUCGGGGCAGUUCAAGAUGCGUUUACAUGUUUCACCCGCGUUUGUGAACCAGUCAACGAGCAGACAAUUUCAAGCAGACAGGUGAGACGGCACACGCACGAAGUGCAAUGCGCAAGAAGUACCGACGAAGCUGCGUUGACAGAAGGAAAAAGCAUUGGCCGAGCCGAGUAUAAAUACGGGCCACGCGCAAGCCCAUAUGAUUGUCUUUCUUUAUGUAAACACGAAAGGAAGGCGCAAGUUGUGUCCCAUAUUCCUUUUCUGUGCAUUAACACUUGCCCCGAGGAACGUCUUGUUGCACGAACAUGCCGACCAGCGCACGGAAUAGCUUGCAGGCCCAACGUUGAAUUGUUCAUGCGGAGCGGUUAAAAGGAAUGCGUAACUACCUAACGCAUCCCGUCAUCGCAAAAUUCAUGAAAAAGACGCAUAGGUGUCACAAAGGCUCAUAAUGCUGGCUUGCGACACACAAAGACACGCCUGCUCGAUUUGGUUUAACGUCCCAAAACAACACAGGGAGCGCCGUAGUCGCUAGGGAGGACUCCGGAUUAAAUUGGACCCUCUGUGGUUCUUAAAUGCGCACCUAAAUCGAAGUACACUUUUUUUCCCUUGAAUUUAUGACACGACGAGAAAAGACAUCCACAGUAUAUUCACACAUUGCAGCCAGUUCCAGGGCUUAAUUUUCUGUGCCUAUCGCCCUCUCGAAGGCGAUUUUGAACGAGUCAGCCAUGAUGCUGGAUAAGAACAGUGUGUAAUUAUACUUUCGGUCAGGCGCUGACAUAAAGCGAAAUAUGCGUGCCAUUUCCACACUAUCUUGUUUUAUCUGUACUUGUUCUUUCUUAAACACUUUGUAGUUCGAUGCAACAUGCUGCUGCUACAAAAGAUUGUACGGAUGCACAACUACGCGGACAUGGGGAAGCUUUACUGCAGUGAAGCGAAGGCUGACAGUGUGUGAAAUAAUUAUUUCAUGAGCUGUGCUCAUCUGAACCGAACGUAUUGUCACCUGCGACUGGCAGUCUUCAUUCCCCUGCAACGAAGUUUUCGCCAUUACAACAAAUAGAAAAAUCACUCUGUUAUGAUGGCUCGUAGUUGACAAAUCUUUUUCAAAGAGCCUCCUAGUUCCCUAUCAGUUUCCUACGCGUUUCCUUCGAGGAGGUCAAUAUGAGAAAAACUCCUGCUUCCCAUGUUCGCCCCGAAUAGUAGCAGAAAAAUGCUCCCGGUGUUGUUGUUGUGUGAUGCGUGAAAGCUUCAGCAUGCUUGUUAUGCAAAUAUAUCUGCACGUGACGUUUCCGCUCGCCGAACAUGCUCGUUGUUCACAACAAAUUCUCAAGAAACGAUAUUUGGUUGUCAAGUGUUUCCAUGUGCCAACCAUGAACCUUUCUUGAGGUUGUGUGUCUACUUUUUACCGGGAAUCUGUAGAAGCCACGAUAUAAACGAUGUGUGUUACGCCGAA